CAGGUGGAGCCCCACCUUGCUCGCCCGUCCUCACCGCCGCCAACUGCCGCCUCUUUGUCGGAGGAGGCGCAAGUGGAGCCCCACCUUGAUAUCACUCUAGAGACACCAAUGGGAGCUGCAGCCUCAUCGAGGUCCACGGCUGGGACGAUAACAACCCCAAAGAGACAAGGUUGCCGGCCGAAGAAAGUGUAUUCACCCCGCACGAAACAUACCUUAGAUAACCUAAGAAAAUCCCAAAACCGAUUGCGCAGGAACCUCUUCAAGGCGUCACAAAAGCUUGAUUUUUCGAAUUUGACACGACCUCAAAUCAAAAAUAGUCAUCUCAUUUCACAACAGAUUGACAUUACGCGGUCUAAACAUUUAUAUGAACAAUUCAGCUUUUCUUUGCGAUAA
Messenger RNA from Ixodes scapularis (black-legged tick), 393 nucleotides. RefSeq lists its product as uncharacterized. The transcript is spliced from 4 exons. The record is from RefSeq and is a predicted model, not a curated record. The annotation marks the transcript as partial. Lineage: Eukaryota; Metazoa; Arthropoda; Arachnida; Ixodida; Ixodidae.